AUGAAUUCAAUACAUUUCAGUUUAUUAAUAUUAUUCAUAUAUUGGCCAAUAAAUUGUCUUGCUGGUAGUGGGCAUCAUCAUCCAACUAUAUCCAUCGUAAAUGUAGCAACACCAAUUUGCCCAUCUGGUUUUAAUUUAGAAGCUGGAAAUAUAUGUGUUGGAUUUGAAGAAUUACAACCUGAAAGAAUUUGUACUAAUGGUGCAACAUUAACUAGUGAUCUUAUGUGUCUUAAUACAAUAUCUCCAGUAAUGCAUUGCCCUAUAAAUUAUUCAUUAAUAGGGGAAAAUAUGUGUCAAAGAGUUAUUGAGACUCCACCUAUUGCUGUAUGUCCAAUUGGAUUUACAAUUACUGAUGGACAAAUGUGUACUGGUAGCAAGACUAUAUCACCAAUUAAAAGUUGUACAUCAGGAGUUUUAGGUAAAUCCCAAGAUGAAUGUAUUGUUCAAAAAACUGUGAGCCCAAUAGCUGAAUGUCCAAGUAGUGAAUAUACUUUAUUAAAUAAUAAUCAAUGUUCAAGAGAAAUCUUAUAUGAUUGUACACCACCGCCAAGAAUUGCUAUUGAAGGACAUCAUCAUCAUCAUCACCACUAUAUUACAGCUAUCCCAACUCAAGUAGUUGCACGUACAUGUUCAAAAGUUGAAACUGUACCUGCAAUAUUAAAUUGUCCACCAGGUAGUGUGAGUGAUUCAAUUAAUUUUGGUUGUACAAUAACAACAAGUACACAACCAAUAGAUAUCUGUCCAGGUAAUUCUAUGAUGUCAAAUGGACAAUGUGUAGAAGUAAUAACAGUUCCAGCAGAACUUGAAUGUCCACCAAAGAAAGUGCCAAUACCAACAAAAUCAAAUGUCUAUGAUGGUAAAUUCCAUAGCCUUGAAAAUGCAGAAGUAAAUUCAUUACAAAAUAUUCAAACAUUGAAUACAGAUACUCAAUAUGCAUAUAAUGAUAGCCAAAGUAGUUUUAUUCCUCAAGCGAUGAUAACAAGAAGAAAAUUAGCUAAGAGAGGUCAUCACCAUCACUAUAUCCCAACAAUCCCAGCUGCACCAACUCCAGUUGUAUCCCAAAAGGUUAUUGUACAACCACAGACAAAAAAAUGUGAAGAAUUUGAAACUAUUCCAGGAGAACUUAUUUGCCCAGAAGGGUUUACUGACAAGGCUGACAAGGGUCUAUGUCAAUCAUUAUUACCUGCUACUUUAAAUUGCCCUGCUGGUUCAAAAAUAAAUGAAAGUGGUAAAUGCAUUAAAAGAAUUACUGCUGAAGCAACAAUUUUAACUCAACAACAACAAGUACUUCAAACAUAUCAUCAUCAUCAUCACUAA
Cryptosporidium muris RN66 is the source of this 1317-nucleotide messenger RNA. RefSeq lists its product as uncharacterized. Bases 1 to 1317 code for a protein of 438 amino acids. The transcript has a single exon. NCBI's taxonomy places the organism in Eukaryota, Apicomplexa, Conoidasida, Eucoccidiorida, Cryptosporidiidae. The record is from RefSeq and is a predicted model, not a curated record.